Porites evermanni is the source of this 945-nucleotide messenger RNA. The record is from the annotation of a GenBank genome assembly. NCBI's taxonomy places the organism in Eukaryota, Metazoa, Cnidaria, Anthozoa, Scleractinia, Poritidae.
AUGAUUUUGGAAGUUGAUUUGGAAUAUCCUAAAGAAUUACAUGAGUUGCAUAAUGAUUAUCCUCUAGCUGUGGAGAAAAUGAAAGUUACCAAAGAAAUGCUUUCUCCUUAUUGCAAAAAUAUUCAGGAGCAGUUUGGAAUAAGUAUUGGCCAGGUUGCUAAGCUAAUUCCAUCACUAGCCAGUAAAAAGAAUUAUGUGUUACACUACAGAAAUUUGCAACUCUAUUUAUCUCUUGGUCUUAAAUUGAAGAAAGUACACAGGGUAUUAGAAUUUGACCAGUCUCCCUGGUUCGCACAUUACAUUAAUUUUAACACCCAAAAGAGGAUGAAUGCUAGGAAUGCAUUUGAGAAGGACUUUUUUAAACUAUUAAAUAAUUCCGUAUUCGGAAAAACAAUGGAAAACAUAAGAAAGCGUGUUGACGUGAGAUUAGUGACUGAUCAAAAGAAGUUGUCUAAACUUGUGAGUAAGCCGACGUUUCUUAAUAGUAAGAUCUUUAGUGAGGACCUUGUGGCGGUUCAUAAGAUCAAAGAAACACUAACACUCGACCGGCCAGCUUACGUGGGUAUGUGCAUUUUGGAUUUAUCAAAAACUCUCAUGUAUGACUUUCACUAUAAUUAUAUCAAAAGUAGGUACAAUAAUAAGGCUAAACUAUUAUUCACUGAUACAGACAGUCUUUGUUAUGAGAUUAAGACAAGGGAUGUUUGUAAGGAACUUUGGGAGGACAAACAAUUAUUUGACAAUAGUGAUUACCCCAAGGAUAGUCCAUACUUUAGUGCGGAGAAUAAGAAAGUUAUCGGCAAAUUUAAAGAUGAAGCAGCUGGCAUGCCAAUCAGAGAAUUUAUUGGUCUUCGAAGUAAAAUGUAUUCUUAUGUGAAAGAUAAUGGUAAAAAUGAGAAGACAGCCAAGGGAGUCAAAAUAUGUUAUCAAAAAGAAUAUCACACAUGA